Molecule: messenger RNA, 904 nt
Organism: Scatophagus argus
Lineage: Eukaryota; Metazoa; Chordata; Actinopteri; Scatophagidae
Product: methionine-R-sulfoxide reductase B1-A-like
Exons: 4
Molecular function (GO): peptide-methionine (R)-S-oxide reductase activity
Source: RefSeq, a predicted model, not a curated record
GGAAGUGUUGCCAGUUUCUACUCAGACUUCAGAGAAUAAGGCUUCGCCAAGCACACGGGCUGUGAACACACCGUCCUGAAAGCAAAGGGAUGUCGUUUUGUAGUUUCUUCGGUGGGGAGGUCUUCAAAGACCACUUCAUAUCAGGGAUUUAUGUGUGCUCCAAGUGUGAUCACAAGCUGUUCUCCAGCCGCUCCAAGUACGAACACUCCUCUCCAUGGCCAGCCUUCACAGAGACCGUCAGUGAGGACAGUGUGGUCAAACAUGAAGAGAGACCUGGGGCAUUUAAGGUGCGGUGUGGGAAAUGUGGAAAUGGACUCGGCCAUGAGUUUGUGAAUGAUGGGCCAGCCAAAGGGCUGUCCCGCUUCUGAAUAUUCAGCAGCUCACUGAAGUUCAUCCCAAAAGAUAAGGUUGAUGGACAGUAAGAUGAGCUGCUAAAGGCCAGUGCUGCUGUAUGUACAGAUGUUUCUCUGUACUGCUGAAGGUGUGGACAGUGGAUGAAGAGUUCAGGGAAAAAGCCCAAACUGGGAGCACCAGGGCUCUGAUGAAUGAUGGCCUCACUGUACAGCAGGAACAGAGGACUGUUCUCAACACCUUUUAUUUUACACUCAUCACCAUCUGCAGGAUAACACAAUCACCAUCUCAUCAGUUUGAUUUGUGGAGAUUUAUUUAUAAAUUGCCUAAUGGGGAGAAUAGGCUUCUGAUCAUUCUCUACACUGUUUAUUUUUAACUGUUCAUAGGCAGUGGCCCUGAUCUGCAGUGUUUGCUGUGCCUGAUGCAGACAAUGAGUAGCAAUGCAUUCUAUUUUCACACUCUCGAGAGGUUUUAUGUAAAUGGAUCAAAGUGAGGGAUAUGCAAAAAGCUGAAUUAAAUCUAUUUUAAAUUAAAAUGCUUUGAUUAAACAGUU